Molecule: messenger RNA, 517 nt
Organism: Ipomoea triloba (trilobed morning glory)
Lineage: Eukaryota; Viridiplantae; Streptophyta; Magnoliopsida; Solanales; Convolvulaceae
Product: rapid alkalinization factor-like
Exons: 1
Coding region: 28-384 (118 amino acids)
Source: RefSeq, a predicted model, not a curated record
UUAUAGACAGAGAGAGAGAGCACAGCAAUGGCGAACGCCUCUUUCUUCAUCUCUUGUCUGUUAAUCGCAUCUCUGUUCACCGUCUCCGUCGACGCCGGCGGCGACCUCGACGUGGCCGGAUGGAUGCCGGCUAAAGCGGCGGAAGGCGGCGGCUGCCAAGGCUCCAUCGCGGAGUGCAUGGCGAGCGGCGAGGAAUUCGAAAUGGACACGGAGAGCAACCGGCGCAUCUUAGCCACCAGCAAUUACAUUAGCUACGGCGCGCUGCAGAGGGGCAACACGCCGUGCUCCCGCCGCGGCAGCUCUUACUACAACUGCCAGCCUGGCGCUCAAGCUAACCCUUACACCCGCGGCUGCAGCGCCAUUACUCGUUGCCGGAGUAGUUAAUUAAUUUUCUAUUUUCUAUCUCUAUCAUUUCAUUUUUAGUUGUAUCAUAUCAUAUCAUAUGCUCUUUUACUUUUGUAUAACAUGUGACAAAGUAAUCUAAAAAUAAAAAAGUUAUCUCAUAUAUUUGUGCAAA